CGAGGCGACGACCACAUUUCAACCGAGUGCGCAGGGUAGCUGAAUAGAGAGAAGCAUACGGGGACUCUAUAUAGAGAGAGAAGCAACCGGUGAGAGAGAGAAACAGGAAAAGAAAAGCUUUCAGUGGAGAGAGACGAAGAAAGAGAAGCUUUGUGCCGAGGGAGAGGAGCCAUGGCUUUGAGAGCCGCUCGUGCGAUUGCUCCCUUGACAAGGCUCUCACUGAUCCGCAGUCACCACAGCACACAGAGACGGCUAAUUGGAGCACUUGGUGAGGGCGUAGAAGAAGCUGCGUCCAUGUUUGAUUCUAAACCAAACUUCAUCCAUCCAACUUCUCUUGUGCACCCUAAUGCAGUAAUUGGACAGGGGGUAUCAGUGGGUCCUUUCUGUACUAUUGGUUCGGCCACAAAAGUUGGAGAUUUCUGUCAACUACAUCCAGCAAGCCAUAUUUUUGGGAAUACAGAAUUAGGAGACGGUUGCAUUGUGUUAACUGGCGCUAUUGUUGGUGCAGAGCUGCCAGGUCGUACUGUCAUUGGAUGCAAUAACAUCAUUGGGCAUCAUGCUGUGAUUGGUGUAAAGUGUCAAGAUAUGAAAUACAAGGACGGGGAUGACUGUUUCCUCUAUAUUGGCAACAAUAAUGAUGUCCGAGAGUAUUCUUCUAUCCAUCGGUCUUCAAAAUCGAGUGACAAAACAGUUAUUGGUGACAACAAUCUCAUCAUGGGGUCCUGUCAUAUUGCUCACGAUUGCAAAGUGGGUAACAACAAUAUUUUUGCGAACAGUACCCUUGUGGCAGGGCAUGUGGAAGUAGAAGACCAUAUACAUACUGGAGGGGCAGUUGUGGUUCAUCAAUUCUGCCACCUAGGAUCACAUUCAUUUGUUGGUGGGGGUUCUGUGGUGGCUCAAGAUGUCCCAAGAUAUAUGUUGGUUGCUGGCAACCGAGCAGAGCUUCGUGGUUUGAAUUUGGAGGGACUCCGGCGACAUGGAUUCACCGGACUGGAGAUCGAAUGCUUGAGGAGGGCUUACCGAAAGAUAUUCAUGCCCACUGAUGCAAACUCAUGUAGCAUCAUUGAUCGGCUUGACAAAGUGCAAGAUAAUGAAGAAUUGGCUCAUGUGGCAGUUGUGAGUUCAAUGGUACAAUCGAUCCGUGAUUGUUUUGGACAAAGUCGUCGUGGAAUUUGCAGAAAUGGGUUCGCCAAGGAAGCAUAAUUGCGCAAUGUGAAUUAUCUGUUGUAUGUGGUGUGGGAGGUCUGGCCUCAUCCAUGAUCUGAGCCAUUCAGAUUGGUUUUACUUGGAAGCAGCUGGCAUGUGAUAGCAGAUACAUGGCUCCUGUGGGAUAAUGUAUUUGUGAUGUAUAGUUUCUUGUUGCGGCUAU
Messenger RNA from Amborella trichopoda, 1369 nucleotides. The record is from RefSeq and is a predicted model, not a curated record. NCBI's taxonomy places the organism in Eukaryota, Viridiplantae, Streptophyta, Magnoliopsida, Amborellales, Amborellaceae.